UUUUUUUUUUUUCUAUACAAUAAUCAAGCCCCUCCCCCCUCCGCUAGUUAUAUGAUUAAUGGAGCAUGGCAUUAGAUAACGAGAUGUAAACUUUGAAAACAAAAAAAAAAAGUUGAAUUAAACAUAUUCUUGAAAACAAGAAGCGAUAAGUAGGUCAUUUAAAUUCGUUUUUGAAACCUGUAUUAAAAAAAAAAAAGCAAUUCAUUGUCUGCCCCAAUCACUUGCUGCUUAAUUGCCUAAUAAUCAGAAUGACUUAUUGCUGCCAAUAGAGAUAGAUAAAGCAAAAUCAUUCAUUACCAAACAACCCCGAAUUCCUGUCCUUUCAUCCGUGGACCGUGGUCUAGAUUUCACCACUCCCCAUACGAUGAAUUCAGAGGUGGGUCCCAUUCGUACCAAGAACAAACAAGGCAAAGGUCACGGACUCACGGGUGUUCACAGUUCACUGCCCUCCUCCCGAGGAUCCUUGUAUAAUUGGAUUCUCCAAUUCUACUGUCUAGUCUAAGCAAACUUGAAGCAAGCUCACUGCAUCAGAAAGGAGGCAAUCAGGCAAUGCAAGCCCAUCUGGUUCUCCUCCUUGUUCUGAUCUCCCUCACAAGCAACCAUCGCCAUGCAUCAGCUCAGCCUUAUGCGACAUUUCCAACAACUAGAAGCGGUCAGCUGAAGCUGCCGGACAACGAAACAAUCUACAACAUCUCAAAGCAGCUGUGCUGGGGUUGCAUAGGCGAAGCCCUACAGUUCUUGUUUGUUCACAACCUGAAGAGAGCAGCGAAGUGGGAGCUACCUCUGAUGUGGGACUUCCAGCUCGAGAACUACGCGAAAUGGUGGGCGGGACAACGGAAAGCGGACUGCGCGCUGCAGCAUUCGUUCCCGGAGGGGGGCUUCAAGCUGGGGGAGAACAUAUACUGGGGCAGCGGCGCGAGAUGGACUCCGACCGACGCCGUGAUUGCAUGGGCGGCCGAGGAGAAGUACUACAAUUACGUGACUAAUAGUUGCCAAGAGGGCCAGAUGUGCGGUCACUAUACUCAGAUUGUAUGGAAGACCACUCGGAGGAUUGGAUGUGCUCGUGUGGUUUGCGAUGAUGGAGAUGUGUUCAUCGCUUGUAACUACGAUCCGCCUGGUAAUUAUGUGGGAGAACGGCCAUAUUGAGAGGAUGAUGUGUAGGGUUUUAGUUGCUUCUGGUUCCAAUUAUUAAUUCAUGAAUUCUUAGAUGGGUUGGAUUGGCUUGAAUGUAUUGUCAUGUUUAGGCACAUCAAAGUAAACACUGAUAAAUAUUUUGACAUCUGUAAAAAGUGGGUAUUAAUCUUUACAAGGUAGGGUGAGGGUAUUUUAAA
Nelumbo nucifera (sacred lotus) is the source of this 1331-nucleotide messenger RNA. The record is from RefSeq and is a predicted model, not a curated record. NCBI's taxonomy places the organism in Eukaryota, Viridiplantae, Streptophyta, Magnoliopsida, Proteales, Nelumbonaceae.